UCGUUUGCCACCGUCCCUCCCCGCACGUCCGUCGCGAGGGAAGAACUAAGAAGCUCUCCUUUCUUCUUCUUCUUCUUCUUCUCCAAUCUCCCCCUUCUCCCUGUCCAAUCCUUCCACUUCCUUCGAUUCCUCUCUCUUUCUCUCUAUCUUUCUUGCAACCUCCGCCGCUUGUUUCUCUUUCAUCUCGAACAUCCGCGAGCGAGCCGGCGACGGUCAUAGCGUUGUUCGCCGAAGAGAAUGGGCGUGGAUUACUACAACAUACUCAAGGUCAACCGGAACGCGAGCGAUGACGACCUCAAGAAGGCCUACAAGCGACUCGCCAUGAUUUGGCACCCGGACAAGAACCCCACCACCAAGAGAGCCGAGGCGGAGGCCAAGUUCAAGCAGAUUUCCGAGGCCUACGACGUCCUCAGCGACCCUCAGAAGCGCCAGAUCUACGAUUUAUACGGCGAGGAAGCUCUGAAAUCAGGGCUUUUCCCCCAGCCUGCCCCGGCCUCUUCUUCCGCUCCUUCCACCUCCGCCCCAGCCAAUCGCCAUUAUUAUCAGCGCCAGCACCCCAAUCCUGCCUUCAGGUUUAAGCCCAGGGACGCCGCCGAUAUUUACGAGGAGCUGUUCGGUCACGAGGCCGGCGGUUCCGCAGCGAAUGGGGCUGGAGGUGGAGCGGCGGGAGGUGGGAGAGGGUUUUUUAGGACUAAUACUCAUUAUCAUGGAAAUGGAGGAGAGAUGAGGAAAGCGGCCCCCAUUGAGAAUUUGUUGGGUUGUAGCCUGGAAGAGCUUUACAAAGGUGUAAAGAAGAAGAUGAAGAUUUCCAGAAAUGUCUUCGAUGCUGCUUCUGGAAAGGUUCGCCCUGUUGAAGAGAUACUGACAAUCGAGAUAAAACCCGGUUGGAAGAAAGGUACAAAAAUCACAUUCCCUGAGAAAGGCAACCAAGAGCCUGGCAUUGUCCCUGCUGACGUGAUUUUUGUGGUGGAUGAGAAACCACAUCCGAUAUUUAAAAGAGAUGGCAACGAUCUGGUGAUCAACCAUGAGAUUACCCUUCUUGAGGCCCUCACGGGUGGAACCUUGGACCUAGUUACACUGGAUGGCAGAAACCUUAUGAUCUCGCUCACCGAUAUAGUCAAACCUGGUGCUGAAGUGGUCGUCCCAAAUGAAGGAAUGCCUAUCUCGAAGGAAGCAGGCAAGAGAGGGAAUUUGAGGAUCAAGAUGGAUGUGAAUUACCCAUCAAGGCUUACUGCAGAACAAAAAUCUGAGCUGAGAAGAGUUCUGGGGGGAGUUCCGUAAUACUUCAAUUGGGAGAAGGUCAGAUAACAGCUAAGAAUUUGGGAUGUACAUAUAGUCGAGGUAUGUCAGGUUAGGAUAUAAAGUCUAGGGAAUGGUUGAGUGGGAUGUUUGGGGAAAAUGUUGUCCUGGUAAUGGCUAACUGAAGUUAACUGGUAGGAUGAGCAAAUGUCAGGCUGACAUUUGCUGGUUGGUGUCACUAGCAUAUGAUUUUGGAUAGUGGAUACAACGCUCCACCGGGUUUACUUCUACCACAGCCACCGGUGAUGGUUUGUGAAUGGAUUGUUUUGAGUUUUGAAGAUUUAGAAUCUAAUUGAUCACUGUUGGCGUUGAUGUUCUUAUACGGGCAAGUGUUCGAUUGACUGACGCUUGGAUCAUGUGGACUGGAGUACAUUUCCCCUGAUCAUGGUUGGUUUUUAAUUUCAUGCCCUUUUGGAGCUGUGAGAUUGCACUUGCUUACCUUAUGCUCAGCACCUGUGUUGGCUUGUAAAGAUGGCAUACGUUGGUUAAUUGAAUCAUCCUUGGUUGCCUUUCAAAGUUGGCAGAGCUGUUGCGUUUAACAUGCUCUUGAGGGAAGAUCGUUGAUAUAGUGUAAGAAAGAUGAGUGACGGGAGG
Messenger RNA from Linum tenue, 1893 nucleotides. The record is from the annotation of a GenBank genome assembly. Lineage: Eukaryota; Viridiplantae; Streptophyta; Magnoliopsida; Malpighiales; Linaceae.